Molecule: messenger RNA, 2832 nt
Organism: Penicillium brasilianum
Lineage: Eukaryota; Fungi; Ascomycota; Eurotiomycetes; Eurotiales; Aspergillaceae
Source: the annotation of a GenBank genome assembly
CCGGCCCCAAGGCUUUUUCUGGGCAAAGGCUCGGCUCCUUCCUCCCUGAAAUGUGAUUGCGGACGGGCAUUGGCAUGGAUCUGUUAGUCAGUAGUAGUUAACUUCCCCCUCCGUGCGGAGGGACAGCCCAAAAGGCUCCAAGAAAACCCAAGACUUUCCCCCCCCCUCCACCCCCAGUUUUCCUCUCUCCCUCUUCCUCUUCCUAGGCACGCGUUUUCUCCCUCCUUCACCCUUCUAUUCCUACCCUUCUCUCCUUGGAUUUCCUUUUGUAUCACGGAACACCUUGGCCCAUUAUAUAUUCAUUUUGGGACUAUUUGUGUACCUGAAUUGCCGUUGAAUUGACGGUGUAAGGUAUACGUGGUUUUUCCUUUCUUACUGCGCCUGGGCAAAAUUCCCGCCAAACACGACAAGACAUUUUCUUGGCAUCAUGUCCGAGAAUACCGUUCCCCCAACUUCAACACCCCAGGCUGCGCCCGCCCCGGCACCCGUUGCCAGCGAGCAGCCUGCUGUUGCGCAGGCCACUACUACGCCGACCGCGUCGGUGACGGCCACUGCCGCCGCCGCGACCGCCGCAGUUAACAGCACACUCAACGGCGCUGGCGAGCAACUCCCCUGUCAGUGGGUGGGUUGCACCGAGAAAUCCCCCUCUGCCGAAGCGCUCUACGAACACGUCUGCGAGCGCCAUGUCGGCCGCAAAAGCACCAACAACUUGAACUUGACCUGUCAAUGGGGCAACUGCAAUACUACCACCGUCAAGCGCGACCACAUCACCUCUCAUAUCCGUGUGCAUGUCCCCUUGAAGCCACACAAGUGCGACUUCUGUGGCAAGGCAUUCAAGCGGCCCCAGGAUCUGAAGAAACACGUCAAGACCCAUGCCGACGACUCGGAGAUCCGAUCCCCAGAGCCGGGCCUUAAGCAUCAUCACCACCACCCCGAUAUGAUGUUUCCCCAGAAUCCCAAAGGAUACGCUGCUGCCACGCAUUACUUUGAAGGACCCAUGAACGGCGUUUCAAGUGCCGCCUACUCUCACGGGGCUCCUCAGUACUACCAGACCCAUCCGCCUCCUCCCCCAGCCAACCCUCACUCGUACGGCAAUGUAUACUAUGCACUGAGCCAGGGUCAUGAUGGCACUCAGUCGUACGACCGCAAGCGUGGGUACGAUGCCUUGAACGAGUUCUUCGGUGACCUGAAGCGACGCCAAUUUGAUCCUAACUCCUAUGCCGCCGUUGGUCAACGCCUGCUUGGUCUCCAGGCUCUACAGCUUCCGAUCUUGAACGGCCCAGUUCCCGAGUACCAGCCCAUGCCUGCUGCCGUUCCGGUUGCCCAUGGUGGUGGCUACAGCCCCGGUGGUGGUCAUGCCCCCGCAUACCAUCUUCCUCCCAUGUCCAACGUCCGCACUAAGAACGAUCUGAUCAAUAUUGAUCAGUUCUUGGAGCAGAUGCAAAACACCAUCUACGAGAGUGACGAGAACGUCGCCGCGGCCGGCGUGGCUCAGCCCGGCGCUCACUACGUGCACGGUGGCAUGAGCUACCGUGCUACCCACUCUCCCCCUAGCCAGCUGCCCCCUAGCCACAUUACCGCGACUACCUCCGGUCCUAUGAUGGCCGCCACGGCACACUCGCCUUCUACUGGCACUCCCGCUCUGACCCCGCCAUCUAGCGCCCAAUCCUACACCUCGCAACGCUCCCCGGUCUCCCUUCCCCAGACCCACCGAGUAUCGCCGCCUCACGAGAGCGGUGCCGGCAUGUACCCUCGUCUGCCGUCGGCCACCAUGUCCGACAACAUGACGACGGGCUACCCGACUGCCUCUAGCGCGGCUCCCCCGUCCACCCUGAGUGGCGCAUUCGAUCACGACGAUCGCCGCCGCUACACUGGUGGCACCUUGCAGCGCUCUCGUCCUGCCGAGCGGGAAGCCGACGAGCACCGUAUGGAUACCUCGACCGAUGGCGAGCGCACCCCUACCAAGGAGCACCCUUCCAUCACCUCAAGUCUGAUUGAUCCUGCCUUGUCAACUGCUUCAGAUCCCGACCAGGAGGCUGCUCAGCGGACCGCUCAAGCCGCGACCGAAGUCGCCGAGCGUGACGUCAAUGUCGCCUGGGUGGAGAAGGUCCGACUCUUGGAGAAUCUGCGACGUUUGGUCUCCGAACUGUUGGAGCAGGGCCGCUUCGACGGUGACUCGGCGGGUCACAACGGUGCUGAGGAGUCACCCGCUCUUCCGGGUGAUGGCGCCAUGGACGGUAUCGAGACGGCCAGUACUCGGGCAUUCUCUGAGCACGGCAAAGAAUCGCCCAAGUCCGAGGCAGGUGCGGCGGUUCUCUACCCGACCCUCCGUGGGGUGGACGAGGAUGGCGAUGCCAAGAUGCCCGUCGACGAGUAAAAGACUUCUGGGAAAGAACCGGGGAGGUCAAAUUAGUAUAUUUUUUUUCCCCCUUUCUAGUUAUUUUUAACGCCGUCACGACCAUUUCUAUUUUGUCCUUGGGGAACUUCCCACAUCUCCUGUUUCUCUGGGUUGGGGCUACUCUACACUCCUCUUCUUUGUGUCCUUUCUAUAUCUUCAAUUACCUUGGGCUUCAUGACUGUUCCCAUGUUAUUUCUUAUCUUUGGAUUCUUAUUCAUGCGCUUCUCCUUUCCUGAUACUCAGUUUCCAAUCAAGACAUCCAUCGGUCUGAUCCGGACCCGUUUCACUCUAUUUGGAUUUCUUUUCCAUAUGUACUGUAUGAUUCUUGGGGUCAAGCAACCUGUUUAUUUACACUCCAAGUUGUUUGCGUCCACGUAUCAUCCUUCCACUUCGUGGUGCCCUCGUAAACAGUACACAGACAAGCAAGCUCCGCU